UCAUCAGUUUAGCUCUAAAGAGUUUAUCAACGAGCAGUUAACUGCUGCUGAAGAAACAUUCACAGAGUUUAAAGAAAUCAUCGUCAAGUCGGAGGAAGAGAUGGAUGAUCAGCGCAGACUGCUUGAUUUUUCCCGGACUCCCCAGAUAAUCUUACACCGGAUAGAUUGCCUGCAGUGCAACGUUCAUCACCAGGAGAGGAGAUCCACUCUGGACCAGGAGGAGUUAGAACCUCUGAAGGGAAAACAAGACCAGGAAGAGACUGAAGAUCAUCAGAUAAAAGAAGAGCAGGGGAAUCUAAAACACCAGCAGAUAAAAGAAGAGCAAGAGGAUCUAAAACACCAGCAGAUAAAAGAAGAGCAGGUGGAUCUAAAACACCAGCAGAUAAAAGAGGAGGAUAUAAAACAUCAGCAGAUAAAAGUGGAAGAGAAAGAAGUUUACUGCAGUCAGGGUGAAGAACAGAUUGAAUUAAAACAGGAGACUGAUACCUGCAUGGUGUUUCCUGCUGAUGAGCAAACUUGCCAAACUGAAUCAGAACCAAACGGGAACCAAGUCAUCUUCCAGGAACGUGCUGAAGCUGAGAACCAAAAUAAGGAAAGAAGCAAACGUUUCUCAUGUGUCAUCUGUAAAAAAGUUUUCUCUGGCAAAUAUGCUCUCAAUAGUCAUAUUAGGACUCAUACUGGUGAAAAGCCGUUUUCAUGUGUGAACUGUGGAAAAAGUUUUAGUCAAAAACAGAAUUUAACUAAGCACAUGAUGAUUCACACUGUGGAUUCCUGGAUUUUCGACAAAUUUGUGAUGGACUUGGCUGAACUGGCGAACACUCAGACUGUUGGUGUGGACAGAGACGAGGACUCUAAAACUCGGUAA
Messenger RNA from Poecilia reticulata (guppy), 865 nucleotides. Lineage: Eukaryota; Metazoa; Chordata; Actinopteri; Cyprinodontiformes; Poeciliidae. The record is from RefSeq and is a predicted model, not a curated record.